Pyrus x bretschneideri (Chinese white pear) is the source of this 781-nucleotide messenger RNA. RefSeq names its product mitochondrial fission 1 protein A-like. The transcript has 5 exons. Gene Ontology annotation, molecular function: protein binding. The record is from RefSeq and is a predicted model, not a curated record. Gene Ontology annotation, biological process: mitochondrial fission; autophagy of mitochondrion; peroxisome fission. The coding region runs from base 91 to 597 and encodes 168 amino acids. NCBI's taxonomy places the organism in Eukaryota, Viridiplantae, Streptophyta, Magnoliopsida, Rosales, Rosaceae. Gene Ontology annotation, cellular component: mitochondrial outer membrane; peroxisomal membrane.
AACAAAAAGGAAAGCUCAAGUGUGAAAGAGUUCUGUGGGUUUUAGUCGGCUUUUCUUAAUCAUAAACCCAACAACGCAGACGAAACGAGAAUGGCAGAUAACGUUGCGAAAUUCUUCGAAUCAGUUGGCAAUUUCUUCUCCGGCGGCGAUCAGAUCCCAUGGUGUGACCGCGACCUCAUCGCCGGUAUUGAGAAAGAGGUUGCUGAUGCUCAGAAUGGUUCCCCUGAUCACGUUUUCAAAGAAUGUCUUAUGCGAUUAUCAUGGGCUCUUGUUCAUUCAAGGCAUCCAGAAGAUGUGCAACGUGGCAUAGCAAUGCUUGAAGAGGUUAGGAGGGAUCCUACUAAAGCCCCUCGGGAAGUGAGAGAGCCGCUAUAUCUUCUUGCUGUUGGGUAUUACAGAAGUGGUGACCAUACCAGGUGCAGGGAACUUGUAGAACAGAGUUUGAUGGUUGCACCUGAUUGGAGACAGGCACUGAACCUUAAGAAAAUGAAUGAAGCCAAGAUAAAAAGAGAUGGUGCGAUUGGCAUAGGGAUAGCAGCGACUGCUGUUGGACUGCUUGCUGGUGGAAUUGCAGCGGCUGUGGCUAGGAAGAAGUGAUCCGGUAUGCUUGACCUGUGAGUUGCCUGUUCAUAUAAAUUUUACAUUAGAUGUAAAAUUGGUACAAUUGUUCGCUUAAACAAACUAUUGUGAAGAAAGUUCCAAGAGUCGGAUAAUCUUCUUUUUUUCUCUUUUAAGAGAGUUUACUUGAAUUAUAACAUGUUAGAGUUAUGAACUUGCUAUA